Temnothorax curvispinosus is the source of this 673-nucleotide messenger RNA. RefSeq lists its product as uncharacterized. The annotation marks the transcript as partial. Gene Ontology annotation, cellular component: plasma membrane. Gene Ontology annotation, biological process: detection of chemical stimulus involved in sensory perception of smell; sensory perception of smell. The record is from RefSeq and is a predicted model, not a curated record. The transcript is spliced from 4 exons. Gene Ontology annotation, molecular function: odorant binding; olfactory receptor activity. Lineage: Eukaryota; Metazoa; Arthropoda; Insecta; Hymenoptera; Formicidae.
UAAAAGUUAAGAGAUAUUUUAGCAGACAGUCGUUUUUUAUAAAUUUUGCUUUCGUUGCAGCGUAUGUUUACCUAUCUACUAUAUCAUUUACAACAACCUCUCUCGUGCCACGCAUUUUGGAUGUUGUAUUUCCAUUGAAUACUUCCCGCCCUAUAAUGUUAGCAUAUCCGGCAUACUAUUUCGUUGACGAAAAUCGAUAUUUCUACUAUAUUUUUCUUCACAUGAUAAUUUGCGCCACUGCGUGUUUAACCGGGUUAAUCGCACACGAUUGCAUGUUCUUUACCUACAUCGAACACACCUGCGGCCUCUUCGCCGUCGUUAAAUAUAGAUUUGAGCAUGUACCACAUAAACGUAGUAAUGCAGAAAAAAGUACAAUUGAUUGUUCGAAUUCCUUGUAUUACAAGAACGUUGUUAUUUCGAUCCAAGCUCAUCGAAAGGCAUUGCAGUUUGUUAAAAUUCUUGAAGAUACCUUUUCGAUAUCGCUCGCCGUGCAACUCCUAUUAAUUACAAUCUGCUUGAGCAUUACCUUGGUACAACUCUCAACGCAGCUGCACGAAUCAGCGGAAGCGAUGAGAUAUUUCGUCUUCAUUAUGGCUCAAUUGUUUCACUUGUUCUGCUUUAGCUUCCAGGGACAAAAACUGAUAAAUUAUAGUCUCGAAACUCGCGACAACAU